Molecule: messenger RNA, 2956 nt
Organism: Phyllostomus hastatus (greater spear-nosed bat)
Lineage: Eukaryota; Metazoa; Chordata; Mammalia; Chiroptera; Phyllostomidae
Gene: LETM1
Product: leucine zipper and EF-hand containing transmembrane protein 1
Exons: 14
Coding region: 238-2457 (739 amino acids)
Biological process (GO): intracellular monoatomic cation homeostasis
Cellular component (GO): mitochondrial inner membrane
Molecular function (GO): ribosome binding; calcium ion binding
Source: RefSeq, a predicted model, not a curated record
GGAGCCGGAGGGGCCCAAUGGGAGUGGCGCCCGGUCGCCCCGCCCCGCGCCGCCGGACGUCUGUGCCGGGACAUGGCCGCCGCCGGUGCCGGCUCCUGGAGCUGAGCACCCGCCGCAGGGAGCCAACCGCCGCCCUCAACCGUCCGCGCGGGCGGGCCGAGGCGCCGCCGGGCCAGCGAGGAGCCGCGGAGGAGGAGGCACCAGCGGGAGGCCGGCGCGGCCGCCGUAGCCGGGCACAUGGCGUCCAUCUUACUGAGGAGCUGCCGCGGCCCGCCUGUCCGCCUCCCGGCGUCCGGCGCUGCCGCCCGGAGGGGUGGCCUGGGCGAGCACGCGUGUCUCAGCUGCGCCGGCACCCUGGGGCUGAGAAGCCACGCGCGCUGCUCCCCUGUCCCGCUGGGCUGGGCCCCCCUGCACCCCAAGUACUUCUGCUUCGGAGGCGACCCCCUGGGCCGCCGGACGCCGAGGCUCCAGCGCGCAGCCGCGGUGGCCCGAGUGCAGUGGGCGCCGGGCUCAGGGGGCCUGCUGGGCCCCGCGCCACGGCUGCUGCCCGCACGCUGCUGGCACGCGUCGCCCCCGCGGGGUGACGACUCGGUGGUGGAGAAGUCGCUCAAGUCCCUGAAGGACAAGAACAAGAAGCUGGAGGAGGGGGGCCCGGUGUACAGCCCGCCCACGGAGGUGGCCGUGAAGAGGUCGCUGGGGCAGCGGGUCCUGGACGAGCUGCGGCACUACUACCACGGCUUCCGCCUGCUCUGGAUCGACACCAAGAUCGCCGCGCGCAUGCUCUGGCGCAUCCUCAACGGCCACACCCUGACCCGGCGCGAGCGCCGCCAGUUUCUCCGGAUCUGCGCCGACCUCUUCCGCCUGGUGCCCUUCCUCGUCUUCGUGGUGGUGCCCUUCAUGGAGUUCCUCCUGCCCGUCGCUGUGAAGCUCUUCCCCAACAUGCUGCCCUCCACGUUUGAGACCCAGUCCAGCAAGGAGGAGAGGCUGAAGAAGGAGCUGCGGGUCAAGCUGGAGCUGGCCAAGUUCCUUCAGGACACCAUCGAGGAGAUGGCCCUGAAGAACAAGGCAGCCAAGGGGAACGCCACCAAAGAUUUCUCCGUGUUCUUCCAGAAGAUCCGGGAGACCGGGGAGAGGCCCAGCAACGAGGAGAUCCUGCGCUUCUCCAAGCUGUUCGAGGACGAGCUGACGCUGGACAACCUGACGCGGCCGCAGCUGGUGGCGCUGUGCAAGCUGCUGGAGCUGCAGUCCAUGGGCACCAACAACUUCCUGCGCUUCCAGCUCACCAUGCGGCUGCGCUCCAUCAAGGCCGACGACAAGCUGAUCGCCGAGGAGGGCGUGGACAGCCUCAACGUCAAGGAGCUGCAGGCCGCGUGCCGGGCGCGGGGCAUGCGGGCCCUGGGCGUCACCGAGGACCGCCUGCGGGACCAGCUGAAGCAGUGGCUGGAGCUGCACCUGCACCAGGAGAUCCCGACCUCGCUGCUCAUCCUGUCCCGGGCCAUGUACCUGCCGGACACCCUGUCGCCCGCUGACCAGCUCAAGUCCACGUUGCAGACCCUCCCGGAGAUAGUGGCGAAGGAGGCGCAGGUGAAGGUGGCUGAGGUGGAGGGGGAGCAGGUGGACAACAAGGCGAAGCUGGAGGCCACGCUGCAGGAGGAGGCGGCCAUCCGGCAGGAGCUCCAGGAGAAGGAGCUGCAGAGGCUCUCUGAGGCUAAGGAAGCAGCACCGCAGGUGGCAGAAGCUGUCCCUGGGAGGCCCGUGGCCGAGCUGCAGCCGGAAGCCCCAGACGUGGUCCUGCCAUCAGAGGCCCUGAAGGACACGGCCCCCGUCCUGCAAGGCGUGCAGGGAGAGGAGAUCACCAAGGAGGAGAUCGACCUCCUCAGCGACGCCUGCUCGAAGCUCAAGGAGCAGAAGUCGUCCCUGACGAAGGAGAAGCAGGAGCUGGAGCUGCUGAAGGAGGACGUGCAGGACUACAGCGAGGACUUGCAAGAGAUCAAGAAGGAGCUCUCUAAGACGGGCAAAGAGAUGGAGGUGGAGGAGUCCAAAGCCAGCAAGCGGCUGACCAAGCGGGUGCAGCAGAUGAUCGGGCAGAUCGACGGGCUCCUGGCGCAGCUGGAGGCCGACCAGCAGGCCGGCAAGCUGGGCGCAGCCACCCCAGGCUCGCCCGAGGGGGAGACCGUCAUCAGCGUCGGCGAGCUCAUCAGCGCCAUGAGGCAGAUCAAGCACAUUCCGGAGAGCAAGCUCGUCAGCCUGGCCUCGGCGCUGGACGAGAACAAGGACGGCAAGGUCAACAUCAACGACCUCGUCAAGGUGAUCGAGCUGGUGGACAAGGAGGACGUCCACAUCUCCACCGGCCAGGUGGCCGAGAUCGUGGCGCUGCUGGAGAAGGAGGGCAAGGUGGAGGAGAAGGCCAAGGCCAAGGAGAAGGCGGAGAAGGAGGCCGCCGAGGUGCAGGGGUAGCCGCCCGCGGCCCGGCCCCGGCUGCUGCGAGGCGACCCCUGGGGACGCGGCCAGUGUUUGUCUGGAAUAAACCAGAAGCGCCCGUCAUCAAGUAACUUAGUUUUCGCCAUUCCACGGAGAGUCGGCCUGGACCCCCAGCCCCCGGGAGCCGUGUCUACAGCGUCCUCACUGCGGCCGCCCCGGGAGGAGCGAGGACCCGCCCUCGGCCCCGGCAGGACGUCCAGUCGGCGGCUCGCACGCCCGGGACGCGGUGUCGGCGGGGUCGCGGGCGCGUCUCCGGAGACCCGGCUGCCGAGGAGACGCCGGACCGCGCUCUGGCGGGGCCGUCGGUGCCCGUGCAGGCUUCCGCUCCCUGUCGUGUCGGCCCCUCCAGGUCGGUCGGCGCGUGCCUCCGCCUAACCCCGCACUGACUAACAGGCACAGCGGCCCCCACGGCCGGCCCCACUCGCGUCCCAGAUGUAAAGUGGGGCCGUGGCUCCAAUGAAGCCGUGAGAACGAA